GCUGCCCUCACCAACGCAGCGGUUUUGUCUUCAGUCUCAUCUCAGUAUGUCGGGAAGAGGAAAAGGCGGUAAGGGGUUAGGCAAGGGUGGUGCUAAGCGCCAUCGUAAGGUCUUGAGAGAUAACAUCCAAGGCAUUACUAAGCCGGCGAUUCGGCGCCUUGCUCGGCGUGGAGGAGUCAAGCGCAUCUCUGGCCUCAUCUAUGAAGAGACCCGGGGUGUGCUAAAGGUGUUCCUAGAGAACGUCAUUCGGGACGCAGUCACCUACACCGAGCACGCCAAGCGCAAGACUGUCACUGCCAUGGACGUGGUGUAUGCCCUCAAGCGGCAGGGACGUACCCUGUAUGGCUUCGGAGGCUAAGCUGCCGCUUCGGCUCAGCGUAUACUUCAUACCAACGGCCCUUUUUAGGGCCACUCA
Messenger RNA from Ailuropoda melanoleuca (giant panda), 415 nucleotides. Its product is annotated as histone H4. Gene Ontology annotation, cellular component: nucleosome. Lineage: Eukaryota; Metazoa; Chordata; Mammalia; Carnivora; Ursidae. The transcript has a single exon. The coding region runs from base 47 to 358 and encodes 103 amino acids. The record is from RefSeq and is a predicted model, not a curated record. Gene Ontology annotation, molecular function: DNA binding; protein heterodimerization activity; structural constituent of chromatin.